AAAUCAUUGCAGAAAACGCGUGUUUGAGACGUCAGCGGUUUAAAGUCAGUGAGCUCCGUGUGUGUGUGUGUUUGUGUUUGAAUCUGUGUAGCAACCAGUAAACAGCGCCGACCCGACCCGCUGCUGCAGCUCCAACAGCACCGACAUGGACCGGUACGCCCCUAAAUUUAGCAAAGUUCUGGUCACAGCUGAUCCACACUACAUCCCGGGGUACUCAGGUUACUGUCCACAGCUCAAGUACACUGUGGGGAAGUCUUACGGCCACCUCACAGCCGAGCUGCUGACCAGUCCUGAUGUGAACCGCUCCAGUCGUCCGGUCCUCCACUCGGGUCUUGCCCCCCUCGCAGGGUCCAGCAGUGCUCUCUCUGACAGUAACUUGAAGAAGGCGAUACCAGGAUACACAGGCUUCAUUCCAAGACGUCAGAACUACUUUGCCUGCAGCUACUCUGAAGCGUGUCGUAAAGCGCUCUCUGAGUUUUACCAGGGGGGCCAGCGGCAGUCGUCAGACCUGCCAGCUGUUGCCAACAAUAGCCGCCAACAGUUUGAGAGGCCGAAACCCCCUUUGAUAGCAAUCUCCAACCAAGUGAUCGACUACAAGCCCUUAAAGUCCUUCACCCCGGCUGGAAAACCAUACUCCAUGGAUGAUGAUGACCCGUGCAAGUGCUUCAUCUCAGGUUUCACAGGACAUGUGCCAAAAUCUCGCUUCCUGUUUGGCAAAGGUUACCCCAUGAUCACCAACCAGGCACUGAUCCAGUUUGGGAAGCAGCAGCAGGCUGACCCCACCGCCCAAGACUUCGCAGGGAGGAGGAGCAGCAGCAGCACGAUAACUCCCUUGCCCGAGAUCUGUCCAUCCAACAGGGGUGUGGUGCCAUCAUUCACAGGACACAUCCCAGGAUACAAGUUCAUGUACGGACAAACCUUUGGUCAGCUGUCCAAGAAUGCACUGGAAAAGAGCGGCAUCAGGUGGAAGUCAUAAUACCAUCAAUAAAAUGAUGAUCACUGGCAUGAUGAA
Acanthopagrus latus (yellowfin seabream) is the source of this 1012-nucleotide messenger RNA. It is a transcript of the gene cimip2b, whose product is annotated as family with sequence similarity 166 member B. The coding region runs from base 146 to 976 and encodes 276 amino acids. The transcript has 6 exons. The record is from RefSeq and is a predicted model, not a curated record. Lineage: Eukaryota; Metazoa; Chordata; Actinopteri; Spariformes; Sparidae.